This is a messenger RNA of Fusarium sp. VM40, 525 nucleotides long. The record is from the annotation of a GenBank genome assembly. NCBI's taxonomy places the organism in Eukaryota, Fungi, Ascomycota, Sordariomycetes, Hypocreales, Nectriaceae.
AUGUCCACCGAAACUACUCAAGCCUUCAAAGACGCCUCCGAGCGUCAAAUCACCGACCAUUCGAUCGAUCGAGCCUCCCGAACCGUGACCUUCACCAUCAAGUACCGCUCCACCAUCUCUGAUUUCGUCACUGCUACACUUGCCGAAAUCACCGUGCAAGAAAUCGACGAACCCCUCGUUCUCAAGUACUGGACCGAAGCAGGCGGACGUGCCAAUACCGGUUUUGGCAAGGAUUAUGUCUUUAAGAUCCUGGAAGAGACCAAGGGAUACUGGGCUGUCCAGUGGGUUGGGUACUCGGCUGAGGAGGACCUGACCAUUGAGGAUAAGCAUGUCGUUGCCCGCAAGUGUCCCCAGGCUAUCGUCAAAUGGCGCAAGAGUUUGAGCCGUGAGCAUUUGAUCAUGGUUCAGCAUUUCAGUGUUGGGAUUGAUGUUCUCCGGGGUAUUCCAGCUUGGUAUUCCGAUUUGCCCGAGGUUGACAUCGAUGAGCUUGAUGAUGAGGAAAAGGAUAGACUGGGGAUCUUUUGA